Messenger RNA from Hippopotamus amphibius kiboko, 1107 nucleotides. Its product is annotated as left-right determination factor 2-like. Gene Ontology annotation, biological process: BMP signaling pathway; SMAD protein signal transduction. The coding region runs from base 1 to 1107 and encodes 368 amino acids. Gene Ontology annotation, molecular function: transforming growth factor beta receptor binding; cytokine activity; growth factor activity. The transcript is spliced from 4 exons. The record is from RefSeq and is a predicted model, not a curated record. Lineage: Eukaryota; Metazoa; Chordata; Mammalia; Artiodactyla; Hippopotamidae. Gene Ontology annotation, cellular component: extracellular region.
AUGCAGCCCUUCUGGCUCUGCUGGGCACUGUGGGCGCUGCCCUUGGCUGGUGCCGGGGUGGCCCUGACCGAGGAGCGGAUCCUGGGCAGCCUGCUGCAGCAGCUGCACCUCCACGAAGUUCCUGUCCUGGACAAGGCCGCUGUGGAGGGGCUGGUCAUCCCUGUACACGUGAGGGCCCAGUACGUGGCCCUGCUGCAGCGCAGCCACAGGGCCCACUCCCGGGAGAAGAGGUUCAGCCAGAACUUCCGAGAGGUGGCCGGCAGGUUCCUGCUGUCCGAGGCCUCCUCGCACCUGCUGGUGUUCGACAUGGAGCAGCGGCUGCCGCCGCACAGCGAGCUGGUGCAGGCCGUGCUGCGCCUCUUCCAGGAGCCGGUCCCCAAGGCCGCGCUCCGCAGGCACGAGCGGCUCUUCCCGCGCAGCGACCGCGCCCGGGUCACCGUCCAGUGGCUGCACGUCCGCGACGAUGGCUCCAACCGCACCUCCCUCGUCGACUCCAGGCUGGUGUCCAUCCACGAGAGCGGCUGGAAGGCCUUGGACGUGACCGAGGCCGUGAACUUCUGGCAGCAGCUGUGCCGGCCCCGGCAGCCGCUGCUGCUGCAGGUGUCGGUGCAGCGGGAGCACCUGGGCCCGCUGGCCUCCAGCGCCCACAGGCUGGUCCGCUUCGCCUCGCAGGGGCCGCUGGGCACCGGGCAGGGGGAGCCCCAGCUGGAGCUGCACACCCUGGACCUCAGGGACUACGGAGCUCAGGGAAAUUGUGAUCGUAAGGCACCAGGGACUGAGGGCACCCGCCGCUGCUGCCGCCAGGAGAUGUACAUUGACCUGCAGGGGAUGAAGUGGGCUGAGAACUGGGUCCUGGAGCCCCCGGGCUUCCUGGCCUAUGAGUGUGUGGGCACCUGCCAGCAGCCCCCGGAAUCCCUGACCGUCAAGUGGCCAUUUUUGGGGCCUCGACAGUGCAUCGCCUCAGAGACGACCUCCCUGCCCAUGAUCGUCAGCAUCCAGGAGGGAGGCAAGGCCAGGCCCCAGGUGGUCAGCCUGCCCAACAUGAGGGUGCAGAAGUGCAGCUGUGCCUCGGAUGGGGCGCCUGUGCCAAGGAAGCUGGAGCCCUAG